CAAUAAAACCCUCAGGUACAUCUGCUUUGCAAUCUGCAAAUCCUCCCUCCAUCACCCCCCCUCCUCUCCUCCACCAGCCUCUCCAUCCUCCCACACCCACUCCCCAAAUCCACAGGGGACCUCGGCUCCUUCUGAUUGGUCGGGGAUGAGGCAACAAGGGGGCACGGGAACAAUGUCAUCAUGUCGCCUUAAAAAGAGUGCAGCUAUGUUGUGGUGAAAGCACCUCGGGAGGAGAACAGAGGAUCAAUAGCAGGAGGAAACAACAGAAAGGACGCAUCAGAUGUUUGUGUCCGCGAGCAGCUGAAAGUGGAUUUCUUCUCCCCGCAGCAGCAGCGUCCAAAGUGCCUUCAGCUCUCCGUCCAGCGCGAACAUGCCGAGAGGAUUUUUGGUGAAAAGGAACAAGAAAACCAACCCGGUAUCUUACCGGGUUCGGUCUGAGGAGGAGGAAGCGGAGCAAACAGCGGCUGACGCCCCGCCGCUGCCGCCGUGCUCCUCCGCGCCUCUGGCCUCCGACCCGGUCCGCGCACAGACGCCGACGCCCAGCUGCGGGGCGGCGGCAACAGCCCCGGAGCAGGACGCUAAGCCGGUUCAGUUCGGGAACCCGGAGGCGGUGUACCAGGCGCUGUACAGCCCCACCCGCCCUGUGAGCCAGGACCACGACCGCUCCUACUUCGAGAGACGCUUCAACCUCGGAUCACCGGUUUCCGCGGAGUCUUUCCCCACACCAGCAGCGCUCACCGCCUUGGACCACCUCUUCGCCCCGGUGGACCUGAAAAUCGGCUCCAGCAACAGCAGCCGCACCGACACCAGCGCUUCAUCCACCGGGACGCACCCCACCGCCGCGACCAAGCGGCCGUCCGGCGACACCGAGCGCAAAGGCAAACCGCCCUCCAAGAAAACCAAAGCUAUCCGGAAACUGCACUUUGAGGAUGAUGUCACCACAUCUCCGGUUCUCGGGCUCAAGAUUAAAGAGGCGCCGGUGGACCAGAAGCCUCCCAGACCCCAGCCCGCCCGAGGAGACAACAACCCGCUGGGCGAGUUCGUCUGCCAGCUGUGCCGGGAGGCGUACGCGGACCCGUUCGCUCUGGCUCAGCACAAGUGCUCCAGGAUAGUCCGGGUUGAGUACAGGUGUCCGGAGUGUGACAAGGUGUUCAGCUGUCCGGCCAACCUCGCCUCGCACCGGCGGUGGCACAAACCGAAGCAGCAGAGCGGAGCCGCCGGUGCGCAGAAUUUGGAGAGCGACAAGGUGGCCGCGUCCGGUAAAACUGCGCCGGAUGAAGCGAAGGAUUCUAGUGACAGGGACACACCCAGCCCCGGGCCGUCCGAGUCCGGCUCAGAGGAAGGGCUGUAUGAUUGUAAUCACUGUGGGAAAAAGUUUAAGCGCCAAGCGUACCUGCGAAAACACCUGGCGUCACAGCACGGCUCCCCAAAGCCGGCGGAGGAGGAGGACGCGCCGGCCUGCGAGCAGAGCGCGGCGCCGCUCAACCUGAGCUCCUCCACCUGUCACCUGUGUCCGGUCUGCGGGGAGAACUUUACCAGCAGAGGCAGCCAGGAGCGGCACAUCCGCCUGCUGCACUCCUCACAGGUCUACUCCUGCAAGUACUGCCCCGCCAUCUUCUACAGCUCCCCGGGACUCACCAGACACAUCAACAAAUGCCACCCGUCCGAGAACCGGCAGGUGAUCCUGCUGCAGAUGCCGCUGCGCCCCGCGUGCUGAUCCGGGACUUUGGGCAACCUUCACACUGUCAGACAACAAGAUGAAGUCCAGCCUUGUUUCUGAGAGGAUCUUAGAGUUACACUGCAAAAAAAUACCUCCCUUAUGAAGCAUUACUUUAUGUUUGUGCUCCUUAAAUCUGACUUUUUAAAUCAAGUGAAAGUUGAAUGGCACUCUGGUGAGAAACCCUCUGGUUGACUUCAGUGUUGAUGGAGGUGAUUUAUUUUGGUUUUUUGUUGCAAUUAUUUGGUUUAAAAAACUAAACACCAAAUUUCCAACUAUUUUUCUAUUUUAAGAAUAUGAACACAUUGAAGUUUAAUUGCAGAGUGUUUCCCUGUUUUUCUCUUAUUGUCGGACGUUAAACAAAAAGCAGAAAUCAAAGAAGAAUCAAGUGGAAUGACGUAAUGUUCUCACACAAACUGCCGCGUGACUGAGGUCAAUGAGAAAUGAAAGGGUUUUUUUUUUUGCAGUGUAAGAAAAUGUCACUAAAUGUAACGAUGAGGAAUCACAUGCACUCAUUCCUAAAGGUCAGAGGUCAGCCGCUCACCUGCAGCAGGCAGGAAUUCAGUGCCUUGCUCAAGAACACUUCAGCAGGUUCUGGGUGUGUGUUUGAACCCCCGGCCUAUAACCCCCCCCCCUCCCUCCUUUUUAAAGGAUCUUUGACAUCAUGUUUCAAACACUUAAAAAGCGUUAGACUGUUCAUUUAUUUUUCUAGCAUCUCUGCACAAGUGCUAUUAGCUUCUAGACCUAAGAGAGGGGACGACCUUUGGCCGAUAAAAGCAGAAUUCACAGGCCUGAACAGACCUUAUCUCAUCACUCUGAUUAGCUUUAACAUAGCUUGUGGAUCCGUGGAUCAGUAGCUGUUGCCUGAAAACAAAAAAAGAGUAAAACUAGUGUAGCCGGUAAUGCCUUUGGAUUAGAAACUCCUGCUGUAAAACUGCCUUAAACUCAACUGAUCUGAUUGUUUUUUGAUCACUUAUUUAUCACUGGCUGGGUAUGAUAUGGUUAUUUUCUACAAAGCCUUCUGUAUUACCACUAUACAGUAUAUCUGACUCAUUUGUUUUUUCUAUUUAUUUAUGUAUUUAUUAAAUUAUUUGUGUAAAUUAUUGCUGUGUUGUCGAAGCUGUGAUCCGUUGCUGUGUUUUUUCACGACGUAGCCAAAUCGUUUUUAUUUUCUUUAACUUAUAUUAAAACAGUGUGAGGACGGUGUGUUCAAGUGACAUUAUAGCAAUCAAUGAGUUUUUAUCAGCCGCUCUUGAAUAAUAACUGAAUGCAAUCAUGAUUUUAUUUAUAUUUUAUUUUUCCUUUUGGUUUCUUUGUUACCAUUAGCUCUUAUACUGCUUUGGAUGUUUCUGCAGUAUUUUGCUAAAUGUCCAAAAAAAAAUAAAAACCAAACUGAGAAACAA
This is a messenger RNA of Seriola aureovittata, 3120 nucleotides long. It is a transcript of the gene insm1a, whose product is annotated as insulinoma-associated 1a. The coding region runs from base 371 to 1717 and encodes 448 amino acids. Gene Ontology annotation, molecular function: RNA polymerase II cis-regulatory region sequence-specific DNA binding; DNA-binding transcription repressor activity, RNA polymerase II-specific. Gene Ontology annotation, cellular component: transcription repressor complex; nucleus. The record is from RefSeq and is a predicted model, not a curated record. Gene Ontology annotation, biological process: regulation of cell cycle process; negative regulation of transcription by RNA polymerase II; neuron differentiation. The transcript has a single exon. Lineage: Eukaryota; Metazoa; Chordata; Actinopteri; Carangiformes; Carangidae.